CACCACCUCUGUGCGCUUCUUGUUUCUGUUUGCUGUCAGGUCGGGUUGAGGCUGGGUAUGGCAGCUGUAACUUUUCCAGCUGUGUCGGGUUCGUGGAGCAAAGCUAACAUGUCUGCAGCAGCAUGGAAACGUCAUAUUAUUCGGCAACUGAAACACCGGGACCGUACACAGAAGUAUAUGUAUCAGGACCUUAUCAAGUCGUAUAACAAACUGCUUGAAAGGACUAAGAUUUUUGAUCCACUGAAUGAGAGACUGCAAGUGGAAUUUCUGAAUAUUUUUUCAGACCACCUCAAUAGCAGGUUAGAUGUUACAUCAACAGUACAUCGCUUGGAAGACCCAGAAACAUUACAACUUCAGCAUCAAAAGGAAGUCACUAAACUAGAGAAGACAAAUGGUGAGCUAGCUGUACAGAUAUAUGAACUUGGGCAGAAUCUUCAAAUCAAACAGAAGGAACUAGAAGAGCUGCAGUCCAGGCUAAAAGGUGUGGAAGGAUUUUUUUCUGGAGUGGUGAAACGAAAUGUGGAGCUCCAUGAAUCAGUAAAAAAGAUAACAUGUGAGAACACUAAUAUAAAACAGAGAUACGAUGAACUCCUUAAACAGCACAGAACCAAAGAAGAAGAGUUACAGAAAAUAACUAAUGAUCUGUCUGAAGCAACUGCAGGCAUAGUAAAACUGAAAAGCCUCCAAGCAGAUGAUAUGAACAAUGACAAUGAUAGAGAAUGCCAAGCAAGGUGGGCUAAGCAGCUUGCUAGUGCUGCUGCAAAAGUUAUUGACACAACUCCCAAGACUGUGCAAUGUAAUGAAGAUACUGCAAAUACAGAUGAAGCUCCAGCUGUGAUUAGAAGGGCUUUUAGGUCAGCAUCAGCAACAUUUCUAAGUCCAAUUUUUACUUUAAAGGAAAACAUUCUGUAUAAGAUGAGACGAGUAGAAAGCCUUUGUGAUGACUUCAAAGGACCUAGUUUUGUCUGCUGGUCAAGUCGUUUACCUACAAAAGCCCUGGAGAUUGUGGAAGCACAUGAGUCGGAUAUCAAUGCUGCAAAGUUCAGUUCUAUAUCCCAAACACUUGCUACUGGCGGAGAUGACCGAAUAAUCAAACUGUGGGAUGUGGUUGCAGGAAGACUUGAAAGCAGGACAUCUCUUCAGAGAAGCAGUAGUGGUAUCACUAGCAUCGAGUUUGAUCCAACUGGAUAUCGAAUUUUGGCUGCGUCAUAUGAAGGAGCAGUACAUCUGUGGGAAGUAAAUGCCUGUCGUCCUACAUAUGUUCUCACAGGACACAGACAUAAAGUGACAGCAGCAAAAUUCAAGUCUCUCUAUCAUCAGGCAGUGACUGGAAGCUUUGACAGGACAUUGAAGAUCUGGGACCUUAACAGAGGAGCCUGUACAGACACCAUUCAGGUUUCUUCAUAUUGCAGUGAUGUUGUCUCAUUGGAAUUCCUGGUUAUAAGUGGACAUCAUGACAAGAAAAUCCGAUUCUGGGAUUGCAGGACAAAAGUGUGUACAAAUGAGAUUCCAGUGGAAGGAAGGGUCACUUCUCUUAAUGUCACCUGUGAUCAUUCUCAGUUGCUUAGCUGUUCCCGGGAUGACACUUUAAAGGUGGUGGACUUGCGUAAAAUGAAUUGUUGCAGACAAACUUUCAGGGCUGAUGGUUUUAAGUGUGGAUCUGAUAUUACAAAGGCCAUAUUCAGCCCUGAUGGGAGCUUUGUGACUGCUGGAUCUGCUGAUGGUACACUUUUUGUUUGGAAUGUGAAGACAGGAAAGCUGGAGGCCUCACUCGCAGGACAGCACAACUCAUGUGUGAAUGCAGUUACCUGGUCUACGUCAGGGGAAUACGUUGUCAGUGUGGACAGAGGCAAGAAAGCUGUGCUGUGGAGUGACUACUGAAUCUGUUCCAGAAUAUCAUUAGAGAAGGGAUCAAAAAGCAUAAUCCAUCCAGUUUGUAGUGUCAUAAAACUGGUGCCAAAGGCAAUCAUUAACUACUAGUGAUGCAGCUUAAGAGUCGCAUCACCUAGGUACAGAAAGGCUCCUCAAACAGUUUGUGCUGAUAACAUUCAGAAAGGAUCUCUCACCAUAAUGGUUCCCAGUUUUACUGAACAAGCCCAUUGGUACUCUUGAAAAGAAUACACCUGAAGUAAUGUUUACAAAAUCGUGAUUAUUUUGCACAUCAUGUUAUGCAGGUUCUCUUCAUAUUUAUUAGCAAGUGCCAUGCUUUACGAGAAAAAGUACUUGAUGUUUUAAAGCUGCAGAUUUAUGAACAAGACAGUGUUCCUCAGAUGAUGCCAGACAGACUGAGAUUUGUUUUUUUUUUUCUGACAGACACAUUUAUAAUACUUUGCACAUGUAAAGGGUAGUAGAGAAAGUAAUUUAUACAGAAAAUAUGCUGCCAUUGAAUGAGUGGUGGAUACACAGGGAUAGCCUUCUAGUGUAAAUGAUUGAGGUAUGUGUGUGGAAGUGAUGUACAGAAAUCCUUAGAGUAAACAUUUGGGAAUACUGUUCAUCAGGAGAUGGAUAGUGUCAGAGAGCCAGUGGGAUCAGUGAUGGUGUUGCAGUAUGUAUAGAAAACAAGCAACUGCACUAGCCUUAAGGGUCUGUUUACUUCAUCAUGAGAAGCUAUAUGACAUAUUACAAACAGAAGAGUGCAUGUCCAUCAUGCACUUUCUACUUAAGGUGUUGAUUUUUAUAUUUUAAGUCGAACAUUUUCUAAGCAGUAUCUCUUUUUUAUUUUAAUUUUCUUUGUGGUAGUUACUGUGUAAAUGCCAGAGGUGUAUCAUUUUUCUCUCCUGAAUGGACUUAGUUUUAAAACUGUAUGUUCUUAACUGUAUGUUCUUAAUGCGUGUAGACAUAAUAAUGUGAUCUGUCAUGCAUACCACAGCCAGUGCCUUGGUUGUUCAUCUACUUUAUGAAGACAUCCUUCACCUGGUCAAGUUGGCAAUCUAACUACAUUUAACAUCCAGUGACUGUUGCCAUUAGAAGACACCAUUGUUGACUUUUACAGAAGCCUUACCUAAAAGACACAGACACUACCAUCUUGUAGAGUUUGAUAUGCAGCUGUGUUGCUGUUUGGUUAUAACAUGCUGCAGUGUCCUGUAAGACAAUACCAAGGUCUCAGUCAUGAGCACUUUAUUAGCAUAAAUAAGGGUACCACUCAAAUUGUUACUGCUGAACCUGGAGUGAAGAAGUAGCUUUCUUUUGCACUUGACAGAACUUAAACCUACUCUGCUGCACCUGUACCCUUCCCUGCUUUUAAGCACCGUAGAGACUUCUGUUGUUGUGAUCUAAUGUCUGCCAUUACUGCGGUCAGUAACACACAUUAACAGUACUUAUUUUCUCUUAUGCUUCUUUGCCCCAGAUGAAAGGGCCAUUUUUCAAAAUGUAACAAUAUCUUAGUAUUUUUAAUCUCGCAUGACUGUACCAAAGCAGUCAUAAUAGCGUAUUGUCCAGUAAUUGCUGUCAGUGAAACUAUUACUGAUAGCCUGCUGACAUGAUACAUAUUUAGAAACAAAUCAAAAUGGCAGUGAUGUAUCCAAACUGACAUGGACUUUUAAACUGCAGAGGGAAGCCAAGGGGUUCUAUAAUGUAAUACAUGAAUCCUACUGUUGUUUGUAUGCUGUUGAAAGCCUUACUCUUCCCUUAAUCAAAUUGUUUAUCUAAACCCAAAACACACACUGUUUGGAUUUUAAUUGGGAUCAUAAGUAUUGGAUGCUUUUAUUUAUUUAUUUUUAUUGCUUUAAUUUUAAACCAUCACUUCAUUACUAAAAUAUGUGGUGGUGGGUGGGUUGAACGUUUAGAAAAUAAUCAAUGAAGGACUUUUCUGCUAAGCUUUUAUAUUUUUGUGAUGUACAGUCUGUAAAAUUUGUUUGUAUAAUAUUUUGAAAUAAACCGAAUAUGCUGUUUGAUAAAAGA
Messenger RNA from Protopterus annectens (West African lungfish), 3900 nucleotides. Its product is annotated as protein Atg16l2-like. Lineage: Eukaryota; Metazoa; Chordata; Ceratodontiformes; Protopteridae. Gene Ontology annotation, cellular component: autophagosome membrane. Gene Ontology annotation, biological process: negative stranded viral RNA replication; autophagosome assembly. Bases 58 to 1881 code for a protein of 607 amino acids. The record is from RefSeq and is a predicted model, not a curated record. Gene Ontology annotation, molecular function: protein binding. The transcript has 18 exons.